Cornus florida is the source of this 1956-nucleotide messenger RNA. RefSeq lists its product as uncharacterized. The transcript is spliced from 6 exons. NCBI's taxonomy places the organism in Eukaryota, Viridiplantae, Streptophyta, Magnoliopsida, Cornales, Cornaceae. The record is from RefSeq and is a predicted model, not a curated record. Gene Ontology annotation, molecular function: RNA-DNA hybrid ribonuclease activity; nucleic acid binding. Bases 1 to 1956 code for a protein of 651 amino acids.
AUGACUCCGGAAAAUGGUGUGAUUCCAAACAAGGGCUCUGCUUUAGAUAAUGAUUUUUGGUCCCUUGUUCCUUCGAAGGUCUCUCCGGAGAUGAAUUCUGACCUUCUUAGUGCAGGAACUGAAGAUGAGAUCCUUUCAGCAAUUAAAUCAAUGGGUCCCUUCAAAGCUCCUGGCCCAGAUGGUCGGCUUCUUCAUGAUAAUGCUAUGUUGGCUUAUGAACUCCUCUAUGCCAUGAAGACCAAGCCGCGGUUAGGCCACCUUGCCUUUAAACUUGACAUGUCCAAAGCUUUUGAUAGAGUGGAAUGGAGUUUUUUGAAACGCCUCUUUUUGCAUCUCGGAUUUGCAGAGCAAUGGGUUCAAAUCAUAAUGGAAUUUUUAUCAACAGUGUCGUACUCUCUGGUGAUUAACGGGGAAAGUGAUGCGGAGAGAAAUCAUCACAUUCAGGGUGUGUCGAUCGGUAGAGGUUAUGAUCCAAUCAACCACCUGUUCUUUGCUGACGACGCUCUGCUUUUCUGUAAGGCAAACAUUUCCCAAGCGCUGCAUCUGAAAACCAUCAUCUCUAAAUAUGGUUCUCUCAUUGGACAAGUUGUAAAUUUUGACAAAUCCAGCUUGUUUUUCAGCUCACAUAUAAGCAUCGAGCUUAGAGAUCAACUUAGAAGAGCUCUUGAUAUCCUUAAUGUUGACUGGAUCAAUCGAUACCUAGGCUUACCUUCUGUUUUGGGUAGAUCCAAAAAAUCCACUUUCAGCUAUCUGGUCAACCAAACUUCCUUUCGAAUUAAGACUCUCAAAGGCGAAUUCUUGUCCAAGGCUGGCCGUGAGAAUGGGGGCUUGGGUUUUCGAGACCUGGAGGCUUUUAACAUUGCUCUUCUUGCCAAAGUAGCAUGGAAAUUCAAAGUCGGAAAUGACUCUAUGCUUUUUAGAAUUUUCAAGCAGCGCUACUUUCGGAAUUGCAGUUUCCUCGGUUCUUCAUGUUCUCCGGGGCACUCUUGGGUAUGGAGAAUCGUCAGUGCGACUAAAGAGAUCAUCUUGAAAGGCCUUAAAUGGAGAAUUGGUGAUGGUAAAUCGAUUAAUUGCUGGAAUGCUCCUUGGCUCUCGGGAAAUUCCAGCUUCAAGGUUACUUCAGCUUUCGUUGGUGGUAAUGUUCAUACGGUUGCCGAUCUCAUCAACCACCAAAGUCGAUCUUGGAAGACUUCUGUGGUGCUCAACUCUUUUAAUCCUAAAGAUAGUGCUCGUAUCCUUCAGAUUUCCCUAAGCUCUCUGAACAGACCUGAUUCUAAGAUUUGGGGUCUCACUCCUAAUGGCCAGUUCACUGUUAAAUCAGCAUGCAACGCUGCUCUUUCCAUUAUCAAUCCCACCCCGAGUCAUCAAGGCAUUGGUUGCAGCUAUGAAACGGAUCUUAAGCUCAUUUGGAAGAAUGAUAGCCUUUUGGAUUUCCAUGUUCCAAUUUCCCAUCCUCUGUCUUCACAUUGGAUUCCUCCCCCACAAUCAUCCAUCAAAUUAAAUUUUGAUGCCUCUUUUGACGCUUCUACUAACAGAGCAGGUGGGGGAUUUAUUCUCAGAAAUCAUGAAGUCUAUCUUCUUCGAUCUUUUGGCCUUGUGUUUCAGAAUGUCCCUUCCGCAAUCGUUGCCGAAGCCCACUCUUUUCGAGUUGCAGUCCAAACUUGCAUUGAUUUGGGGCUCCCUAAUGUUCUCAUUGAAGGAGAUUGCCAACCCAUUAUGCAUCUUCAGUUUAUUGAUGAAGCUAUUUCAAACAUCAUUUUGGAUGUGCAACAUCUGGUUCAGAUAGGCGCUGACCUAUCCCUCCACUGGACCCCGAUAUCCGGUAACCAAGAGGCGCACGAAGUGUGUAGAUUUGCUCUUAACUUUGUUCUUUCUUCUUCUGUCACUGAUUUGGGGCCUUUUUUACCCUCGAGUGUAAGGGACGCCCUUUUCCGUGAAUGUUCUUUUGUUUCUUAG